ACUGCGACCCCUCCGCGCGUGACCGACCGCGGCCGAGGCGGAGGCAGCGCCGGGGCGGGCGGGUCCCCUGCUCUCGGCCAGGGGAGCCUCUAAGCGGCCCCAGGCAAGGAGACCCCGGAAGAAGGUCAAGAAAUUGCCCUGGGGGGAAAGCGAAGCGCUAUCCGCAACCCACCCCUCCCUCGUCACGUGGUCACGCUGGGCGGAAAGAGGGAACCCAAGGCCAGGAAGGCCAGGAAGGAGCAAAGAUGCUGCCCGAGCCUGGGAUCUAUUACUUCCCCUGGGAGGUCAGUGCCGGCCAAGUUCCUGACGGGGACACGCUGAGGACGUUCGGCAGGUUGUACAGCUACGACAUGACGAAGUCCCGAGUGACCCUGAUGGCUCAGCACAGAUCUGACCAGCACCCGAUCCUCGUCUGUACCAAGUUGGUGGAACCGUUCCAAGCCCAGGUGGGCUCCCUCUACAUGGUCCUUGGGGAGCUGGAGCACCAGAAGGAUGGAGGCUGCGUGGUGAAGGCCCGGGUGCUGACUUGUGUGGAAGGAAUGAAUCUCCCCUUGUUAGAACAAGCCAUCCGGAAGCAGAGGCUGUACCAGCGAGAGAGGGACAGCAGCCAGUAGAGAGCAAAACGGCAGCUCCUGGCAAACCCCCCCCGCCCCCCGCCCCCCCCCCCCUCCCGCGCUCGACCUGCUGCCGAGAAGAUGCAGGAGCUUCCUGGAGAGAAGACGGGAGGGGUUGUUCAUCGGGAUUGCCCCAGAAAUGGGAGCCUAGAGAUCAGAGGCGGGUCUCUGGGGCCCUGGGAGCUGGGCCCCGUGUGGGUCCUGGAGGGUUGCAGAAGGUCCUCGUGAAUAAAGCCAUGUGGUGUGACGGA
This is a messenger RNA of Balaenoptera ricei (Rice's whale), 865 nucleotides long. It is a transcript of the gene TEN1, whose product is annotated as TEN1 subunit of CST complex. Gene Ontology annotation, molecular function: single-stranded DNA binding; telomerase inhibitor activity; telomeric repeat DNA binding. The transcript has 4 exons. Gene Ontology annotation, biological process: negative regulation of telomere maintenance via telomerase. NCBI's taxonomy places the organism in Eukaryota, Metazoa, Chordata, Mammalia, Artiodactyla, Balaenopteridae. Gene Ontology annotation, cellular component: CST complex. The record is from RefSeq and is a predicted model, not a curated record. Bases 246 to 614 code for a protein of 122 amino acids.